AUGGCGACGUACACAGAGAACGACAGAGGCCACGGUGAAAACAAUACAACUGAUCAUUUCAGAGAUCAGUUUAAGAGGUACAAACGGCGACGACCUCCGCCAGACUUGUCAGAUGUUAUUGAUUUCGACAGGGCCAACGAUUUUGAGAGCCAGGUAGAAGAUUUUAAGCUGACAGAGCCAACAGGAUUUGAGAAGGUUCCAGAGGGCCUUAUAGAUGUCCGACUGUGGAAAGCUUAUCAACUCCGAUCCAAUCCAGGGUUUCUAUUUAUAUCAAACCCAUUCAUGCAAGGUAGUCAGAGGUAUUGGGUGAGACGAUGUUUGCGAGACUACCCUGUCAAACCCAACUACACAAACCUGGACAUUCACCUGACUUUAACUGAAGAGGAUAACAUCUGGAAGGAUGACAGCCUGGAGAGCUCCAAUCCUUUCCCCAAAGGUAGCCUGCUGUCCCAUCUACGCUGGGCGACUUUAGGGUAUCACUAUGAGUGGAACAACAGGGUAUAUUUUGAGGACAAGGUGUCAGAGUUCCCAUCAGAUUUGUCCCACCUGACCAGGUAUGUGGCAGCGGCUCUGGGCUACCCUUGUUUCUGUCCCCAGUCGGGGAUUGUCAACUUCUACAACAUGGAGUCCACAUUAUGCGGCCAUACUGACCACUCAGAGUAUGACAAGAGGGCACCCCUGAUUUCCUACAGUUUUGGCCAGAGUGCCAUCUUCCUGAUUGGUGGAGUGACAAAGGAGGUGUGUCCUGUAGCCCUCUACCUGAGGAGUGGUGACAUCUGUGUAAUGAUGGAGGAAGCCAGGUUAGCGUACCACGCUGUGCCCCGAAUCCUAUCAGCGGAGGCUCAUCGUUUCACACAGGCUUUCCACUUGCCUGAUACCCGCAGUGAGUCAGCUGGAGCCACAAAACACGGGGCAUUGAAAGGAAAAACUGAGUCUAGAUUCCCCUCAGAUCCAGUAGUAGAUUCAAACUGUGACAAGGAAGGCCUGAACAACUCUGAAGUUCAUUCUAACUCCGAUAAGAAUUCUGAAAAGCACGACUUUAGCUCAUCUGUGAAACGGGACGAUUGGGAGCGGUAUGAACACUACAUGAAAUCAUCUCGUAUUAAUGUCAAUGUCAGACAAGUACUUCAACAUGGACAGACUUUCCCAAAGCAGGAGGUAGAAACAGAACCGAUAUCAAGAUAACGUAAAGAUUUAAUAACUAAUAAACCUAUAGCUGACUGUGAUCAUGUAUAGAGGAAGGUCAAAGGUGGAUAAGUUCAAGGUCUCUGCACUGGACACCGGUGACACUUGACAGUGAAGUGGCUGUGUAGAUUUCAGCUAUGACUGUAUAGCCCGAGAUACUGACACUAGGUGGUUGCCUCCAGAAUUCAUUUUAAACACUGAUUCUGGCAGGAUUCGUACAAACAAAGUUUUUUUUUUGUUUUGUGAUGUUUUAGAUGUCUUAACAAAAGUAUUUUUUAAAACCACAUACUCUCUCUUAGCAGAAAAUUUACUUGGAUUUGUCUUAAUUCUAAUAAUAGAUAUAGUAUUAGUUUGGUGCAUUUUGGCAGGUUUUACCAGCAAUUCUAAGCAGAGUAACUGAUUAAAAUAAUCAGUAUUUCAUUUGAAAUAUACUUUGACUUUGUCAUUUUUUUUAUUAUCCUUGAUGUAGAUGGUUCUCCCUACGGCCUGCGUUAAAGAUUUAUCCCUUUUGGAAGAGGUGGUCCAAAG
Molecule: messenger RNA, 1713 nt
Organism: Liolophura sinensis
Lineage: Eukaryota; Metazoa; Mollusca; Polyplacophora; Chitonida; Chitonidae
Product: nucleic acid dioxygenase ALKBH1-like
Exons: 6
Coding region: 1-1185 (394 amino acids)
Biological process (GO): oxidative RNA demethylation
Cellular component (GO): nucleus; cytoplasm
Molecular function (GO): ferrous iron binding; broad specificity oxidative DNA demethylase activity; oxidative RNA demethylase activity
Source: RefSeq, a predicted model, not a curated record